AUGGAGAAAGAUGUACCUGAGCUUGUGUUGUAUAAGAACAAUCUGCAAGAGCACGCUCAGAAAUUAGAAUUGCCAUUCCCAGUUUACCAUACCACUAAUGAAGGAUUCCAUCAUGCACCAAAGUUUAGGUCAAGUGUGCUGGUUGAUGGAACAACUUAUGAGUCUAGGCUAACAUUUUCUCAUCGAAAAGAACCUGAGCGGGUGCUGCAAAAUUUGCUCUCGAGUGAAGUAGCGAAAAGCAGGAAAGAGGCAGAACAACUGGCAGCACAAACUGCAAUUCAGACACUUCUUGGAUGUGGAUCUGAUUCAGGAGUUCUUCGCCAGAUAAUCAAUUCCAAAGUCAAAUUAUGUAGUGCAAAUGCCAAAGCACCAAGGUGCAAGCAGAACAACUCGUCAGGUAAUUUAUUGCUGUUGCUAGAUUACUUAUUGAAGAUUGAGAAACCGCUUCCUGCUGGAAACGAAUGA
This is a messenger RNA of Dovyalis caffra, 465 nucleotides long. NCBI's taxonomy places the organism in Eukaryota, Viridiplantae, Streptophyta, Magnoliopsida, Malpighiales, Salicaceae. The record is from the annotation of a GenBank genome assembly.